UUCUUCUUCCUUUCUAUUUUCAUUUUCUCUCUGUUUCCCUCCAUGAAAUGGGACAUGGAGAUCGAGGAAAUCGAGGUUAUCCUCGAGAAGAUUUGGGACCUUCACGACAAGCUCAGUGAAGCAAUUCACUCAAUUUCCCGACAUCACUUCCUCACCUCCACCAAAAAUCUCAGGAAAUCGGACAACAAGGAUUCCAAGACCCCCAAUGGCGUACCCGACACUGCCGCCUUCCCUUUCAUCAACGAAUUUCGUAAUGACCUUGAUGAUUCUGCCACUCAGGAGGCUAGAAGCCUAAAUGCCAUUCGAACUGCGCUUGAGAAUCUCGAAGAUCAGCUCGAGUUUUUCCAUACCGUGCAAGUGCAACAGCAGGUUGAGAGAGAUGCUGCAAUUGCACGACUAGAGCAAAGUAGGAUUGUUCUUGCAAUGAGAUUGGGUGAUCAUCAUGGCAAGAACUAUAAAGUCAUCAAUGAAGCUUUAGCGUUUGUUGGAGAUGUGCGUUAUGCAGCUAACUAUAAUUCACAUGAAAAUCAAUAUGGUCAGAAGCCUGUGCCAAACAGUUCAAAGAGAUCUAAUACUCUGAUCAAAAUGCUACUCUCAUCUCUCAACUUUGCAAGGACAUCCCUCAAAAUGGAUCAUGUGAGCGGGGCACUUGGCAAUGCUGCCAUGGUUGCGAUUAGCAUGCUUGCAUUUCUGCAUCUGCACCAGGUGGUAGCAUACAAGAAGCCACAGCUUGAGAGACAUGAUAUUCCCUUCAACAGAAACCUUCCAAGAACUUCACGGCUCCAGGAGUCUUCCCCAAAUGAAGAUUUCAGCAACUUUGACGUGUUAUCCGCAAGGGGUUAGUGUGAAUAUUCUAAACUUAUCAAGCUUUGGUGCAUCUCAUAUGAGUUCCAUUAAAUGUCAGCGAGUCAAAUAUGAUAAUGUCUGGUGUAUGAAAUUUUUUCGAUUGAUUUGUUAGAAGAUUCUUCAUCAUUCUUGAGUUUGGAUAGAGUUUUAAACCA
Cucurbita moschata (crookneck pumpkin) is the source of this 1001-nucleotide messenger RNA. Its product is annotated as plastid division protein PDV1. The coding region runs from base 43 to 843 and encodes 266 amino acids. Gene Ontology annotation, biological process: chloroplast fission. The record is from RefSeq and is a predicted model, not a curated record. Lineage: Eukaryota; Viridiplantae; Streptophyta; Magnoliopsida; Cucurbitales; Cucurbitaceae. The transcript has 2 exons.